Molecule: messenger RNA, 1274 nt
Organism: Cynocephalus volans (Philippine flying lemur)
Lineage: Eukaryota; Metazoa; Chordata; Mammalia; Dermoptera; Cynocephalidae
Gene: XPA
Product: XPA, DNA damage recognition and repair factor
Exons: 6
Coding region: 566-1213 (215 amino acids)
Biological process (GO): nucleotide-excision repair, DNA damage recognition; UV-damage excision repair; base-excision repair
Cellular component (GO): nucleotide-excision repair factor 1 complex
Molecular function (GO): damaged DNA binding
Source: RefSeq, a predicted model, not a curated record
GGCGCCUGCCCCUUCCCUCUCCCCGCCUGCCGGGUGCCAGGUCCCGGGCGUGGCGUCGACUCCGCUCGCGUCUGCAUGGCGGGCUUGUCGAAGCCACCUGUCUAGAUCACAGACCGAUUCCGCGGUAGGCCCAGGCCUCCCGGCUCCCGGCCCGGAGCUUUUGUCACUGCACCUCGGCUGCCAGCUUCUCUCUGUAGCUUGGGGAUGCAGCCGCCCCCGCCGGGAGGUGCCAGCCAGUGCCCGUCAGUGCCUCAGCUAUCCCGGAAAGAGGAAUCAGACUAGUUCUUGAUUCUAGCGUGUAAAUCAAGGACUAGCUGAUGAAAGGGGCAGACUUCGGUGUUUGUCGGGGAAGAACGUUCAACAAUUGGAGUUGCCAAAAAUGGAGUGAAUAACUUCUGUGAGCUGCCCAGUACUAGAGACUGGAAGAACGCCUACUGGCACGGAAUAGAGAUUGAAAUAGCAGAUGAAGAGCCUGGAUAGUAAACCCUUGAUUUCUUCUAAUCCAUAGAUCCCAUGAGUCUAUAUUCGUGGAAACGUGGCCUGCUACGAUUUCUUGGCAAAAAGCAUGGCUAAUGUAAAAGCAGCCCCAAAGAUAAUUGACACAAAAGGAGGCUUCAUUUUGGAAGAGGAAGAGGAAGAAGAACAUAAAAUUGAAAAAGUUGUUCAUCAGCCAGGACCUGUUAUGGAAUUUGAUUAUACAAUAUGUGAAGAAUGUGGGAAAGAAUUUAUGGACUCUUAUCUUAUGAACCACUUUGAUUUGGCAACUUGUGAUAACUGCAGAGAUGCUGAUGAUAAACACAGGCUAAUAACCAAAACAGAAGCAAAACAAGAAUACCUUCUGAAAGACUGUGAUUUAGAAAAAAGAGAACCAGCUCUUAAAUUUAUUGUGAAGAAGAACCCUCAUCAUUCACAAUGGGGUGAUAUGAAACUCUACUUAAAAUUACAGAUUGUGAAGAGGUCCCUUGAAGUUUGGGGUAGUCAGGAAGCAUUAGAAGAAGCAAAGGAAGUUCGACAGGAAAACCGAGAAAAAAUGAAACAGAAGAAGUUUAAUAAAAAAGUAAAAGAAUUGCGGAGAGCAAUAAGAAGCAGUGUGUGGAAAAGGGAAAUGAUUGCUCAUCAACAUGAGUAUGGGCCAGAAGAAAAGCUAGAAGAUGACAUGUACCGAAAGACUUGUACUACAUGUGACCAUGAACUGACAUAUGAAAAAAUGUGAUUUAUUUCAGUGACCUGUUUUUACAGAAUUUUAUAUUUAAAUAAAGGAAAUUUAGAUUGGU